UGAGCAAUGGGGAACGCUCACAGACUGUGAGGUGAUGAGAGAUCCAAACAUGGAGUGCUCCAGAGGCUUUGGGUUUGUCACAUAUGCCACUGUGGAGGAGAACCAGGAGGAGGUGGAUGCAACCAUGAAUGCAAGGCUUCACAAGGUGGAUGGAAGAGUUGUGGAACCAAAGAGGGCUGUGUCAAGAGAAGACUCUCAAAGACCGGGUGCCCACUUAACUGUGAAAAAGAUUUCCGUUGGUGGAAUUAAAGAAAACACUGAAGAACAUCACCUAAGAGAUUAUUUUGAACGGUAUGGGAAAAUUGAAGUGAAUGAAAUAAUGACUGAUCGAGGCAGUGACAAAAAGAGAGGCUUCGCUUUUGUAACUUUUGAUGACCAUGAUUCUGUAGACAAGAUUGUCAUUCAGAAAUACCAUACUGUAAAUGGUCACAACUAUGAAGUAAGGAAAGCCCGAUCUAAGCAAGAGAUGGCUAGCGCUUCAUCCAGCCAAAGAGGUCGAAGUGGUCCUGGAAACUUCGGAGGUGGUUGUGGAGGUGGUUUUGGUGGGAAUGAUAACUUUGGUAGUGGAGGAAACUUCAGUGGUGGAGGUGGCUUUGGUGGUAGCCGUGAUGGUAGUGGUUAUGGUGGCAGUGGGAAUGGCUAUAAUGGAUUUGGUAAUGAUAGCAGCUUUGGCGGUGGUAGUGGGAGCAGUUUUGGAGGUGGUGGAAGCUACGAUGCUUUUGGCAAUUACAACAAUCAAUCUUCAAAUUUUGGACCCAUGAAAGGAGGAAACUUUGGAGGCAGAAGCUCUGGCCCCUAUGGUGGCGGAGGCCAAUACUUUGCCAAACGACGAAAUCAAGGUGGCUAUGGCGGUUCCAGCAGCAGCAGUAGCUAUGGCAGUGGCAGAAGGUUUUAACUGCUGCCAGGAAACAAAGCUUAGCAGGAGAGGAGAGCCAGAGAAGUGACAGGGAAGCUACAGGUUAUAACAGAUUUGUGAACUCAACCAAGCACAGUGGUGGCAGGGCCUAGCUACUACAAAAAAGACAUGUUUUAGACAAUACUCAUGUGAAUGGGCAAAAAACUCGAGGACUGUAUUUGUGACUAAUUGUAUAACAGGUUAUUUUAGUUUCUGUUCUGUGGAAAGUGUAAAGCAUUCCAACAAAGGGUUUUUA
Pteronotus mesoamericanus is the source of this 1151-nucleotide messenger RNA. RefSeq names its product heterogeneous nuclear ribonucleoprotein A1-like 3. Gene Ontology annotation, molecular function: mRNA 3'-UTR binding. Gene Ontology annotation, cellular component: catalytic step 2 spliceosome. The record is from RefSeq and is a predicted model, not a curated record. Gene Ontology annotation, biological process: mRNA splicing, via spliceosome. Lineage: Eukaryota; Metazoa; Chordata; Mammalia; Chiroptera; Mormoopidae.